CUUCCUGCCCCGUCGGCGGCCGCGGGGUGGGGCCGAUUCUUCGCCGCCACCGCUGCAGCCGCGUCCCGACCCGGCCCGGAGAUGCUGGACUUUGCCAUCUUCGCAGUCACUUUCCUGCUUAUCCUGGUGGGCGCCGUGCUCUACCUCUACCCGGCAUCUAGACAAGCAUCAGGUAUCCCUGGGCUAACUCCAACUAAUGAAAAGGAUGGCAACCUGCCAGAUAUCAUUGCUAGUGGCAGUUUGCAUGAGUUCCUGGUGAAUCUGCAUGAGAAAUAUGGUCCACUGGUCUCUUUCUGGUUUGGAAGACGUCUUGUUGUCAGCCUUGGCUCCAUUGAUCUCCUGAAACAACAUAUAAACCCCAACCUGCUGUUGGAUCCCUUUGAGACAAUGCUGAAGUCCCUCUUGAGGUACCAGUCCAGCCUGAGUGGGGAUACAGGAGAGAGCCUCAUGAGGAGAAAGCUGUAUGAAAGUGCUGUGACCAAGUCCUUGCAAAGCAACUUUGCUCUCAUCCAGAAGCUGUCAGAAGAGUUGGUAGCCAGAUGGCUCUCCAUCCCUGAGGCACAGCAUGUGCCACUCUGCCAGCACAUGCUGGGCUUUGCUAUGAAGUCUGUCACACAGACAGCCAUGGGCAGCAGCUUUGAAGAUGACCGGGAAGUCAUCCGAUUCCGCAGACACCACGAUGCAAUCUGGUCAGAGAUUGGGAAAGGUUUCUUGGAUGGGUCCCUUGACAAAAACAUGACUAGGAAGAAGCUCUACGAAGAUGCCCUAAUGGAGAUGGAAUCCACCUUAAGGAAAGUUACAAUGGACCGCCGAGGCAAGUCAUUCACCAGGCACAUCUUUAUAGACACCUUACUGCAGGGGAGCCUGAGUGACCAGCAGAUUCUGGAAGAUACAAUGAUUUUCUCCUUGGCAGGAUGCAUGAUCACUGCUAACUUGUGUACCUGGGCAGUCUAUUUUCUGUCAACCUCAGAAGAUGUUCAGCAGAAUCUCUACAAGGAGAUGGACCAUGUUCUGGGGAAGGGACCAAUUACACCUGAGAAAAUGGAUCAGCUCAGAUACUGUCGGCAGGUCCUGUGUGAGACAGUGAGAACAGCAAAGCUCACUCCUGUGGCUGCACAGCUGCAAGAGCUGGAGGGCAGAGUUGACCAACACACCAUCCCCAAAGAGACACUUGUGCUGUAUGCUCUUGGCGUGAUGCUGCAGGAUAGUUCAUCAUGGCCAUCACCAUACAGGUUUCAACCAGAGAGAUUCAAUGAGAAAUCAGCCAUAAAAAGCCUCUCCUUGUUGGGUUUUUCAGGAAGCCAGGAGUGCCCAGAGUUGAGGUUUGCCUAUAUGGUGGCUACAGUUCUGCUGAGUGUCCUUGUAAGGAAACUGUAUCUCCACCCAGUCAAAGCACAAGUCAUGGAGACCAAAUAUGAGCUGGUAACCUCACCAAAAGAGGAAGCCUGGAUAACACUGUCUAAGAGAAGCUAAGAGCAAGCUAAACAUGGAGCUAAAAGUGCCAACCAUGAAGUUCUAAGCAAAGGUCUUAGGGGGAAUCAUGCUGGUGCCACACUGACUUAGCCAAGGACUUUUACAUCCAGAUUUUGUUACCUUACACGUUCUUAACCACAUACCUCUCUUGGGUACUUUUUCUAACUCAACUCGUAGUCAUAUUAAAUUAGAUCUAAUCUG
Messenger RNA from Calypte anna (Anna's hummingbird), 1674 nucleotides. RefSeq names its product cytochrome P450 20A1. Gene Ontology annotation, cellular component: membrane. Gene Ontology annotation, molecular function: oxidoreductase activity, acting on paired donors, with incorporation or reduction of molecular oxygen; monooxygenase activity; heme binding. The transcript has 13 exons. The coding region runs from base 82 to 1473 and encodes 463 amino acids. Lineage: Eukaryota; Metazoa; Chordata; Aves; Apodiformes; Trochilidae. The record is from RefSeq and is a predicted model, not a curated record.